GCCAUGAAUACCACGUCGGGAGCGCAAACUUGAUGACAAUGGAAGGCAUGGCUUGAGUGAAUUGCGACAAAUAUUCCGCUUGGUGUUGUGUCUUCGAAGUGAAUAAUUGUUGCAAGUCCAAUCGAAAAUUAAAAAUUCGCUUAUAUACCAUAAACGGAUUACGCUACUCCACCGGUGCUCCAUAAAUUAUGGAGGAAGGCACGUUGUGCAAUAUACGCGAAGGUGCUGAAGUUCUCCGUCGAAUCCGGUCCCCAAGUUUCCAUAGUGGUCUAACGAAUUUUCAUGACCUUAUCCUCCCUCAGCAUUCGAUAUAUAUUUCGCUAAUUGGCUUAUAGCGACGUUUCCGGUGAAAAUCUAACCAGCCGCCGACUUAAAAAUCAAUUGUCAAUUGUCUAAGGUGUGAAUUUUGAAUUCUAGCUUCAGUCGAGACUGGUCGUGCCAAGUGGCCUUCCUAAGUGUUUCAAGAAAUUAGUGAAAAGAUGCGGUUAAUGACGGUAUUAGAGAGUGGCACGCAAGGCGCUGAAGACGAUUUUGAUUUUGAUCAAAUGCAAAUGCUCCGCACAGAAAAUGGGAACAAGUGGAAUCAUGGAACAUGGUGCAAGCCGUCAUGCAUCCCCAUCACUGUGAUAUUAACGCUGAUAGUACUUGUCGUAUUACUUCCAUUACUAGAACACACUAACGAUAAGUUAUUGCAUACGAAAGCAAAUGGGUCCUUAUACGUUUGUACUGAUGUUUGCCGUAUGCAGCUAGUCGAAAGUAUUCCAGAAGGUCUCGAUUAUCCUGACGGAAGCCCGAAAUUUCCGUCCACGUAUGAGGCCUGGAAAACUCUUAUAGGCUUAGCGAACAAGUCAAUCGAUAUAGGGUCAUUUUAUUGGACAUUACGCGGAUCGGAUGUCUACAACCAUUCGUCAGCCUGGCAAGGCGAAAAAAUCUUCCAGCAGAUAUUGAAUAGUGGUACGCAACGGAAAUUGCGGAUUCGUAUAGCGCAAAAUGCUCCAACACAACAGCAGCCAAACUUAGAUACCGAAUAUUUAAUUAAGCGCAAAGCGGCCGAAGUGAGGUCAGUUAAUUUUCUAAAAUUACUUGGCGGUGGUGUCCUUCAUACGAAAGUGUGGAUAGUGGAUGAACAACAUUUUUAUAUUGGUAGUGCUAAUAUGGACUGGAGAUCACUAACGCAAGUAAAAGAACUGGGUGUUUUAGCAACGAACUGUACAUGUCUGGCAAAAGAUAUAAUGAAAAUUUUCACCGUGUACUGGACAAUGGGAAAGAAUAAUUCGCAUAUACCAGCACAUUGGCCCGACGAGCUCAGCACAAAAAUAAACAUAGUCACUCCGUUGCGUGUACGAGUGAAUGGCGAAUAUGAUUUUAAAAUAUUUCUUUCGAGUUCACCACCUCCAAUGAGUCCACGUGGGCGAACACAGGACGAAGAAGCCAUAGUGAAAACAAUCUUACGAGCUGAAAAGUUUGUGCAUAUCUCCGUAAUGGACUACUUUCCGUUGAUGAUUUAUUCACCGAAACUUCAGUAUUGGCCUCUUAUCGAUGAUGCCUUGCGAAAAGCUGCUAUCGAACAUAAAGUUUCCAUAAAGCUGUUAAUAUCCUGGUGGAAUCACUCCCGACCAGCUGAAGAUCACUUUUUGCAUUCUUUACAAAGUCUAUCUGGCUCCUACAAAGGAGUCGAUAUCCAAGUGAGACGUUUCAUCGUUCCCUCCACUGAAGAUCAGGCGAAAAUUCCGUUUGGUCGCGUUAAUCACAACAAGUACAUGGUGACUGAUAAUACGGCCUACAUUGGAACAUCUAAUUGGUCUGGAGACUACUUCGUCAAUACAGCCGGUAUUGGAUUCGUCCUGGAAGAUCCUGAAUAUGAAAGGAACGGAACUGAGGAAACAAUAAGGACACAAUUGGCAAGCAUUUUCGAAAGGGACUGGAAUAGUCGUUACGCUGUAGAUUUGAAGGAUCCAUGAAUUAUCCUUUAACUUGGCAAAGAAUCGAAAAUACCAUGUAAAUAUUAUCGUUUUUUUUAAUAAACGUCAUUCAAAAUA
Hermetia illucens (black soldier fly) is the source of this 2039-nucleotide messenger RNA. RefSeq names its product 5'-3' exonuclease PLD3-like. The transcript has 8 exons. Gene Ontology annotation, molecular function: catalytic activity. The coding region runs from base 480 to 1961 and encodes 493 amino acids. NCBI's taxonomy places the organism in Eukaryota, Metazoa, Arthropoda, Insecta, Diptera, Stratiomyidae. The record is from RefSeq and is a predicted model, not a curated record.